Molecule: messenger RNA, 862 nt
Organism: Aspergillus sclerotioniger CBS 115572
Lineage: Eukaryota; Fungi; Ascomycota; Eurotiomycetes; Eurotiales; Aspergillaceae
Exons: 1
Coding region: 256-726 (156 amino acids)
Source: RefSeq, a predicted model, not a curated record
GGGGGUGGCUCGCCGCCAGCUGCGUAGUUAUCACACAGCAUAGAAUCUUGCUCGUUCUUUCUCCGAGGACAACGAAUCAUGAACGGCGUGUUUCAGGUGGCUCAUGGAAUCGUCGAGAUUCUGUAGUGCUCCAAAAAUAGACCAUCACCGUGAAUCAGCGCCGUGUUGGGGUGGCGGGCGGCUAGAGGAGGGCCGCGAUUCGCCUGUGCCCCUACGCGCCGGAGUUGAUGAAACGACCGGGUGUGAUGAACUGGCAUGUCGGCCAUCUGGAACGCACCCGGACUGGUUUCAGGCCCCGGCCCAGGGGCCGCCCGGCGCGUCGCUGGCUGCAAGCGACUGACUAGCUGUUCUAAAUCGGUCCGUGUCAACCGUCAUGCGCUCCUCUGGUCCGGGCGGUUAAUCAGGAGCGUGGCCUGGGAUCCGAAUAUAGAUCAUGGGGCCUCAGCGGCCUAUCAGCGGCAUUCCGUGAGCACCCAAACCCUUGGCCGGUGCUCUCCCGGGCGGCUAUUCGGAUCGCUGCGAGGAGAUCGUGGUGAUGUGGAGGUUGCUUCUAAUCUUGGAAACAAACAAGUGAGCCUGCAUGAUGGGACAAAAAAAGCAUCAUCAGAAUCCUCGUGCACAGGCUUUUAUAUGCUCUUUCCGCCAGGCUUUGAUCGAGUUGGCUCAUCCCGCAGUCUGGGCACAGCCUUACGUGGAUUUUGCUUUGGUCUGUGCUUGAGCUGCUGAGCUUGUUGGCUUUGGCUUGUACUAAUUAUCAUCUGUCUUUGCUGUCCUCCAAUCACCUUGUUCCUGUUCCUUUUCUGCUACGACGCCUGUCCAGCACAGCCCCGACACAGCCUCAUCCCCAGGUCAACCGUUGGAG